GCGGCCUGAUAGCCCUUUACGACAGGCAGCGAAGAGCGGGCCGCCGUCGCUGGCUCGGUUUCGGGCGGGGGCGCGGGGCUUCUGGCUGCCAUCGCCGGGUCCGUUCGCUUUUCACUGCGACCCCCGGCUCCUGACCCCAGUAGCGGCUCGUCUGUGGCGAGAGAGCGGGGGCCGGCCCGGCCCUGGCCUGACCUGCGAGGUGACCUUGGUCGAGUCCCCUGCCGCGCGGAGCCCGUGUGGCACGGGCCUGUCAGAGACCCAGUUCUCCAGCGGUCGGGGACACAGACCUAGAGCGGCCCCACAGGCUGCCCUGUGGCAGGGGAAGCGCCGGGCCACCUGGGGAGUGAGGAGCGGGGGAGCUCGGUGGGGGCGGCGGAGAUGCCCCUGCAUGUGAAAUGGCCGUUCCCCGCCGUGCCGCCGUUCACCUGGACUCUGGCCAGCAGCGUCGUCAUGGGCCUAGUGGGCACCUACAGCUGCUUCUGGACCAAGUACAUGAACCACCUCACCGUCCACAACAAAGAGGUGCUGUACGAGCUCAUCGAGAACCGAGGCCCAGCCACGCCCCUCAUCACUGUCUCCAAUCACCAGUCCUGCAUGGAUGACCCUCACCUCUGGGGACCCCUGCGGCUGCAGACAUCUGCUUCACCAGAGAGCUGCACUCCCGCUUCUUCAGUUUGGGCAAGUGUGUGCCCGUGUGCCGAGGAGACGGCGUCUACCAGAAGGGAAUGGACUUCAUUCUGGAUAAGCUCAACCAUGGGGACUGGGUGCACAUCUUCCCAGAAGGUCAGUGGCGCUGGCAGGGUUGCACACACCCCCAGCUUCCCAGCCUCACCCCUGUCCUGUCUCUCAACAGGGAAGGUGAACAUGAGCUCCGAGUUUCUGCGCUUUAAGUGGGGAAUCGGACGCCUGAUUGCCGAGUGUCAUCUCAACCCCGUCAUCCUGCCACUGUGGCAUGUCGGAAUGAAUGAUGUCCUCCCUAACAGCCCGCCCUACUUCCCCCGCUUUGGACAGAAAAUCACGGUGCUGAUCGGGAAGCCCUUCAGUGCUCUGCCUGUGCUCGAACGGCUCCGGGCUGAGAACAAGUCGGCUGUGGAGAUGCGCAAAGCUCUGACCGACUUCAUUCAGGAAGAGUUUCAGCACCUGAAGACCCAGGCGGAGCAGCUGCACAAGCACCUGCAGCCCGGGAGGUAGACGUCAGCCUGCCACAAGCCUGCCAGCUCCUGUCCCCCGCCUGCUCCCUCUGGCCUCCAGGCCCGGGAAAGAGGCAGCUCCGACCUAGGACCCAGCCGCCUGCUCUCAGUGCUGCCUUUGGGUCCUUGCACAGCACAGGGCUCACCUGGGGGAUGGACUGAUGUUUUGAGGUCACAUACAUUUUUUUAGACAGAUGUGUACAUAAGCCCUGGCAGGUGUCCUGUCCUCGUCAGCGAGCAUUCCCCCCGCUCUGAGCCGCUUCAGUGGAAGGAAGCGUUUCAGCUGUUCCUCCCACUUGGGCAUGAAAGAAAGGAGAAACUUUGGCGGGGCUCCUCUCUUACCUCCAGGUGUCCCCUUCCAGCACUGGCAUCAGGACGGAGGGGACUUGAAGGGGGGCAGGUGGCCAGGCCGGAACUUUGGGUAGCGGUCCCUGAGGCCCUUGGCCUGGUCUUCUCCCACCUGCCCCAAUCUGGGAGCCGCUCACCACCUCCUCAGAGACGGCUGCCAGCCUCAUCUUCCUUCUGCCCGCACUUUCCACAGGCGUGGGGUCCUCGGGCAAGGCCCAGCCCUGGGCUGCAGGCGGACGAGCCAC
Messenger RNA from Lutra lutra (Eurasian river otter), 1783 nucleotides. It is a transcript of the gene TAFAZZIN, whose product is annotated as tafazzin, phospholipid-lysophospholipid transacylase. NCBI's taxonomy places the organism in Eukaryota, Metazoa, Chordata, Mammalia, Carnivora, Mustelidae. Gene Ontology annotation, biological process: inner mitochondrial membrane organization; cardiolipin acyl-chain remodeling. The transcript is spliced from 8 exons. Gene Ontology annotation, molecular function: 1-acylglycerophosphocholine O-acyltransferase activity. The coding region runs from base 379 to 1191 and encodes 270 amino acids. The record is from RefSeq and is a predicted model, not a curated record. Gene Ontology annotation, cellular component: mitochondrial membrane.